GCCAGGGUGGUGGCGCAGAUCCGGGCAGGCAAGUCCGAUGGCGAGAUCAUCGCGAAGCCGGUCGUGCUCACCGCGCGCUUGGUGCUCGCAGACAGCAGGGCCAUCGCAGAGCUGUCGGCGGCGGCGCGCGUAACCUGGGCGCUCGUACUCAUCCGGGGGGGGGGGUGUUCCGACGCGACGGAGAUCGCAGGUCGGCGGUAUCAAGAGAUGUCCCAGGAGCUGGCAGAGAAGCGGAAAAAAGGGGAGACCCAGUGGGGCAACGAGAUGAAGGACUUCUGCCUCGCUCGUGUGAAGCAGCUCUCACUGCGUGCAGUUGGCGAGAUCGCCCUUCGCUGGCAGUGGGUACGCAGCGAGAGCGAGACCGCCCUUGAGAUGCAAGGCCGCCUGAUAGCGGCGAUCGACUCCAACCGCGAGAUGGGCCGCAAGUGGAUCCCGUUGUUGCGCAUGGCGGUGGCGGACAUCAAAGGCGAGCGCCUU
Prorocentrum cordatum is the source of this 477-nucleotide messenger RNA. NCBI's taxonomy places the organism in Eukaryota, Dinophyceae, Prorocentrales, Prorocentraceae. The record is from the annotation of a GenBank genome assembly.